UUCACCAAAACCAUCUUGUUAUCUAAAGAUUUCUUUCGUUAUAAAUUGUUGUUAUGCAUUCUCAUCUAUCAGCAACUGAAGCUACUCGACAUUAUGCACUCCGCCGCCCCCACUCAUUUUUCCGGCCGCCGGAAAAUCACCACCUCAACCGGCGGCACGACCCCUCUUCAAAUUUUACAGACACUAAAAUCAAAACCCAGAAGAACAAACAUAUGCAAAUUACUAGCAUUGCCUCUUCUACUAACACUUGUAUUGUUACUCACUAAAGCAAUGCUGACACAAUUACUUGUAGUUCAGAUUCCAAAGCCAAAAGUACUCAUAAGCAAAACCCCAAAGUUACAAUCUUUAAAUUCAUCUUCAUCACCAUCAAAUCCAAGAAUCAAGAACUUAAACAGCCCUUAUCAUAAUUGGGAGCUUUUUGCUGCUGAUUAUCAAGAAAUGCAACAAAAUUUUAAGAUAUUUGUGUAUCCUGAUGCCUACAACACUUCUUCCCCCUUUGCCAAAAUCUUUGUUCCUUACCCAAAAUCGAGUCUUUUUAAUCCAAGUUCAAGGUCAAAAAUUGGGAAUUACUAUAGUGAGCAUGCCUUCAAGGCUGCUCUUUUGCAGAGUUCUUUGAUCACCACAAGGCCUGAAUCGGCACAUUUUUUCUAUAUGCCUUUUUCAAUCAAUGCUAUGCGAUAUGACCCUCGAUUGCAUUCGGAGAAGGCCAUUGGGAAUUUCGUGGGGGAAUAUGUUAGGAGAAUUAGUCAUGAGUUUGAGUACUGGAAUGCUUCUGGAGGGGCUGAUCAUUUUUAUUCAUACUGUCAUUCUGUGGGUCGAGAGGCGGCGUCUAGGCAUAGGGGUUUGAGUAAUAAUGCUAUCCAGGUCACUUGCUCGUCCAGUUACUUUCAGAGAUUUUUUGUUGCGCAUAAAGAUGUUGGAUUACCUCAGGUUUGGCCUCGUCAAGUACAUGAUCAUGAAUCUACAAAUGCCAGGCCUAAACUUGUUUUCUUUGCUGGGAGAAUACAAAACUCUCGUAUCCGACAAGAAGUGGUAGCUCUGUGGAGCAAUGAUACUUCCAUGGAUAUAUAUCCCGGAAAUGCACCAUAUGCUUAUGAAGAAGGAUUUAAGCAUAGCAAAUACUGCCUCCACCUGAAAGGAUACGAAGUAAACGCUGCAAGAAUCAGUGAUGCUAUACACUAUGGGUGCAUCCCAGUUUUGUUUUCCAAUUAUUAUGAUCUACCAUUCGCUAAUGUUCUGGAUUGGAGCAAGUUCUCAAUCAUCAUGAAUGAAGCAGACAUUGUAUCCUUAAAGAAGGUAUUGUUGUCGGUACCAAGUGAAACUUACGAAAGCAUGUACCAGAAUCUGAAGUUAGUUAGGAGACACUUCAGAUGGCAUGAAACCCCAAGAAGUUAUGACUCCUUUUACAUGACAGCAUACCAAUUAUGGCUGAGAAGAGGCUUACAGCGUUUGCCUUACUAGUUGCUCAAUCAACCUUUGGCUCUCAGGUUGUUUAAACUUCUAUCAGCAACAUACAAAUGAUAGUCAGCAGCUAUAUCUUAGCAGAAUUCAGAAGACAAUGGUCACAAUGCUUUCAAAUAGUAUAUAUUUGUAAUAUAUAAUUGCUUAGAAUUGAAUGGAUCCUCGAAGUAGAGAUCAGUGUUCAAUGUGUCGGCCUUUUAAGGAUUUAGUGAUAGCGUAAUGGUAAAUGUGUAUCUUCUCCCC
Daucus carota subsp. sativus is the source of this 1704-nucleotide messenger RNA. RefSeq names its product probable glycosyltransferase At5g03795. The transcript is spliced from 2 exons. Gene Ontology annotation, molecular function: glycosyltransferase activity. Lineage: Eukaryota; Viridiplantae; Streptophyta; Magnoliopsida; Apiales; Apiaceae. Bases 94 to 1461 code for a protein of 455 amino acids. The record is from RefSeq and is a predicted model, not a curated record.